Messenger RNA from Rhodotorula graminis WP1, 609 nucleotides. RefSeq lists its product as uncharacterized. The record is from RefSeq and is a predicted model, not a curated record. Lineage: Eukaryota; Fungi; Basidiomycota; Microbotryomycetes; Sporidiobolales; Sporidiobolaceae. The transcript has 2 exons. The coding region runs from base 1 to 609 and encodes 202 amino acids.
AUGCCCGCCCGCUCGCACGACCACCUGUCGGACCGGACGGUCCUCGUCAUCAGCCUGGCCAUCUAUGCCGCCAACGCGUUCCUCCUCGCGCCCUCGACCCGGGACUGGUUCGGGUUCCUCGCCUCGUCGCUCCUCCUCGUCGUCGUCAACUGCGCCGCGGUCGAGUGCGCCUUUGUCGCCGACCGUCGCAAGCUCGUCGUCGCACAGAUCGUCUCGAUCAGCGCCAUGAUCCUCGUCGUCGUCCUCGGGUUCUUCCUCCUCGUCACGUCCCAAGAGGCCGAGCGCGUGCGCGACAAGGUGUACCCGGUCGUGCUCGCGCUCUACAUCUUUGUCACGUUCCUCAUCACGCGAUGCAGCCUCGCGGAGCAGGAGGACUCGACGGCGGCGGUGGCGGCCGAGGAGGGACAGGCCGGCGGCGGCGCGGCGGGCGAGGGCAGCAGCGAGCGCGCCGACGGUGUGAGGGCGGCGACGGCGGCGGCGGCGGCGGCUGACGGCGCGAGCGACGUCUGGGCGGGCGAGGCGAGCGGGCAGUCGGCCAAGGGAGGCUUCUUCUCGAGUGCCCCUCCAGCGCCCCCUGGCUACGCGGCAGUCCCGUCGGCCGAGCAGUAG